CUGUAGCCGGAUCAACCCGAGAGUGGCGCCAGGCCAAUAGCGUUACGUGAAACACAAGAUUUAUGUGUCAACGUGCUGAGCUGAGCUAAAGCAGAGCUGUCAGAGAGGCAGUGAAGCCUGAUCCAGCUGCUGCAUACAGGCGCAGUGGAUGCACUCAGAUGCCCGCUCUUCGUCGGGGCUUGACUUCAGCAGCACAGUAGUCGUUUCCUUUUAGUAUUUUGCCUGUUUUUAAUUAGUUCCGUUCGCACUGAGAGAUUCGUAAAUGCUCGUACCAUAAUACCGCUUGUUAACGGGGUUUCUCCGUGAUUUAAAUGAGGCGACACACCUUUUUAUAGCGGGGUGGUGUAAAAUCUCUGCAUUCUGAAUUUGUGCAUCUGUUUACCUUUUUAUUAGAUUUCACGAUGAACACGGAUAUCAUUCGUUUAAGCUUCUGGGAUGCUUUGCCGGGCGAGCUUAAGAUCUAGUUUGCAAAGCUGUGUGUGUGUGUGAAUGAGUUGGUAGCGCACACAUCCAGCCAACUGUAACCUUCAAGCUAACGUCAAUGACAGCUAGCAGUUAGCUGGUGGGAGUCGGUGAAUAGCGGGAUUUCUGAGAGUUUUCCAUCGCUCGUCAGCUGCGCGUUUGCAGAGGGAUGCGUGAACGCGAUGCAUUAAAUAACGAAAGGGACAAAUUGCAUGUCGAGAUCCGGCGGGGCGCUGCUGAUUCUGAACAGCUCGUGUCAAGACAUCGCCAUAGAGAGGGAUUUCAUUCAUCCGAGCCUGCUCGCUAAACAUGGCCUCUGCAGCCAGCAGCCUUGCUGCCUCCAUCGCCAGCAAAACCAAAACCAAGAAGAAACAUUUCGUGUCUCAGAAGGUGAAGCUGUUUCGGGCCAGCGACCCGCUGCUCAGCGUCUUGAUGUGGGGAGUGAACCACUCGAUAAAUGAACUCAGUCACAUCCAGAUUCCUGUUAUGCUGAUGCCUGAUGACUUCAAAGCCAACUCAAAGAUCAAGGUGGACAACCACCUCUUCAACAAAGAGAACAUGCCAAGCCAUUUCAAGUUUAAGGAGUACUGUCCUCUAGUCUUCCGCAAUCUGAGGGAGCGGUUCUCCAUUGAUGAUCAGGAAUAUCAGAACUCUCUGACACGCAGGGCCCCAAUUCCCAGUGACGCUCAGGGCCGUAGUGGAGCUCGUUUCCACACUUCGUACAACAAGAGGUAUGUCAUCAAGAUCAUCACCAGCGAGGACGUGGCCGAGAUGCACAACAUUUUGAAAAAGUACCACCAGUAUAUAGUUGAGUGCCAUGGAAACACGCUGCUCCCUCAGUUUCUGGGCAUGUAUCGCCUCACAGUGGAUGGAGAUGAGACCUACAUGAUCGUCACUCGCAAUGUCUUCAGUCACCGGCUGCCUGUUUACAAAAAAUAUGACCUGAAGGGAUCCACGGUGGCAAGAGAGGCUAGCGACAAAGAAAAGCCACGUCCACCUGAGGAGGCUCCGUCCAAAUCACGAAUGAGCCAAAAGCUACAAACCAUCCGGAUUGCUACACGCUUUUACUGCGCCAUAAGACACACCAAGGAGCUUCCAACUUACAAAGACAAUGACUUCAUCAACGACGGCCAGAAAAUCUGCAUCGAUGAGGAGAACAAGAAAAUGUUCCUGGAGAAACUGAAGAAUGACGUAGAGUUCCUGGCCCAGCUGAAGCUGAUGGACUACAGUCUGCUGGUGGGGAUCCAUGAUGUGGAGCGAGGGGAGCAGGAACAGCCCGAGGAGGAGAGUGAAGACAACGACGCUGGAGAGGAGGAGGGGACAGAGAGCGACGGAGGGGCCACCGGCUCCCCACCAGACAGCCCCAGUAACACACUAGACAGCAAUAGACCUCUGGGCCCGGGAGAGUUUGAUCCUGCCAUUGAUGUAUAUGCCAUCAAGAGCCAUGAAAAUGCUCCUAAAAAAGAAAUCUACUUCAUGGCGGUGAUUGACAUUCUCACUCCAUAUGAUGCCAAGAAGAAAGCAGCCCACGCAGCUAAGACAGUCAAACAUGGGGCAGGGGCUGAGAUCUCAACGGUCAACCCCGAGCAAUAUUCAAAGCGGUUUUAUGAUUUCAUCACCACCAUUCUGUCCUAACUGCUGCCUGAGGCUGGAGUGAGGCGGAGUAACAGGUGGUCACAUGUGAGCUCAUAUCCUGGGAGAGGUUUUGCUGUGGGUAACGGAUCCAGUGUCUCUCUCCCACUUGUCACAGGAUCACGUCUGAGAUCUGUCAAGAUCUUUUUUUUGUUUACAAUUUGUUUACUUUUUCGCCUCUGUUGGAUUUUUCGGUAGGUUUAUGGCUCCAUGUGGUUGAUAAGGCAUACAUGUGAUAUAGUCAUGCAUAUAUAGCAUUCUGUACCUUUGUGUUAGAUAUUGUUGACUGAGAAACCGAGUGAUGUUGUUUGUGCCCAGCUACGUGGUAUGAUUAUCAUACUGGAAUUCUCAAAGCUGCUUAUAUAUUUAUUGUCUUUAUGUUCUUUGUGGAGAAAAUUCAUUGUUCUCAAAGGAAUAGUUUACCCAGAAAUUUGACUUUGCUGAAAACGUACUCACCCUCAGACAUUCCAAGAUGUAAUUGAGUUUCUUCAUAUGAACUGAUUUGGAGAAAUGUAGCAUUACAUCAGUUGCUCACCAAUGGAUCCUCUGCAGUGAAUGGGUGCCGUCAGAAUGAGAGCUGAUAAAAACAUCAUAAUAAUCCACAAGUAAUCCACACAACUCCAGCUGAUCGAUUAAUGUCUUGUGAAGCAAAAAGAUGCAUGUUUGUACUAAACAAAUUCAUCAAGGCAUUUUUAACUUUGUGCAGAUUAUGAUUGGACUCUUUCUGACGGCACCCAUUCACUGCAUUCCGUUGGUGAGCAAGUGAUGUAAUGCUAAAUUUCUCCAAAUCUGUUUCGACAAACUCAUCCACGUCUUGGAUGGCCUGAGACAGAGUAUAUUUUCAUCAAAUUUAUUUUCUUUAUUUUUAAGUGAACUAUUCCUUUAAUUAAAAAGUCCGGUUUUAAAUAACUAAAAUGUAUUUCAAUUUAUAAAAUAACUUUAGCCCUGAACAAAUAUGACCAGAGUCAGAAUAAAAAAAAAUUGGAACAUAAUUGUUUGAAAGUGUUUAUUGCACUAUCGCUCUUUAGCUGCAGACAGUAAUCAAAUCUGUUUACAAAGCGUUUGUAACAUUGGAGAAGAAUGCAACUUCAGGAUCAAUUACUGCAUUUAUAGUUAAGAUCCAAUCAGCAAAUUGGAUUUAGAUGAUCUGCCUGUUGUGCAUUGUAAAGUCUUGCACAGGAGCUCAAUAUUUGCAAUUGGCUCCGAUAAUAACGUUUAGUAUAAUGCAAAUGUUUUUGCACAUGAUGUAAUGCACCAAAACGUUUAUGCAAAUGAUUCCAGUUUUACCACUGACUCGCAGAGGGUCAUGCAAUAGUAGUGAUUCGUAGAAUGUGUUAAGCACCUAAUGGGUUACAUGUGCGUUGCCACUUUUGUAUCCCUAGUGAAGGAACAAAACAUUGCCUGUUUUAUGUUGUUUAGCUCUUAAUUAGAGAACAUCAUAUGAAAAUGAAGCAUAUUUUGUACCUCCCUUUUUUUACAGUAAUAUUUAGCAAGUUUACAGUGGGCCGUUCUCUUGAGAAUGCAGUUGUGCUGGCGCUAUAUAGAUGCUUGAAUCUGCGUAUAGUGUUUCAGCUGCACUGUAAAGAGCGAGAAUGCUGCCUCUUACUGUUGAGCUCUCUCUCUCUCUCUCUCUCUCUCAUCAUUGUUGAAACUUUGUGUAAUCCCAGAGACCUUUAGUAUUAUAAAAAUAUAUAGAUAUUGUGAUAUGUCUUCUUCUGAAAUAUCGUUUGCAAAGUAAUCCUAGAUAUUCUACUGUUUGUGUUGACAUAUAUACACUGUGCGAGGGUGUGCCUUUUUUACUCUGAAUUAUUUAAUUUUGUAUUUGAAUCAUUUUUUUAAAAAGAGACGUUUGAAAAAUGUUAUUUUCUAAAAAGGGAAAAGUGAAUAGGACAAAUCCUAAGGUGGUUUUGCUGUUCCUGUGUAGAUGUGUAAAUAUGCAAGUGUAUUAUGUGUUUGCAAUAUUAUGACAAUGUUGCAGUCCUAACGGUACAAAAACGUAAAGAUUUUCCUGAAAUUAUUAACCUGAUCAAUUUGCUUUAUUACACUACAUUGUUGUUAUAAUUGAAGUUGUUUUUUGUUAACAUUUUUUGAGGCUCGAUGUGUUUCUGUAUUUUGAUUUCUGUCCUAUCAAUUACUAAUUAGAUAAUAAGCAAUGUCAGUUCUUGUUUUUAGGACGGUUUCCAGUGGAAGAGGCAAGAGGCUUCAUGAACACACACUCCUGACUUUGAAUUUGAUGUCUGUACAGCACACGUGAAUCUCAAAGAAGCCACUUCUAUGAGCUUUUGGGGGAAAAUGACUUCACUUUGUCUCAAAUUGUAUAGAGUUAUGAUCUCAUGUGUUGUAAUUUACAGUGUGAGUUUGAUACUUUAAUGUUUGAGGAAGAGAAAAAAGCGUCAAAGGAAGAUAUUAUCGGUUGUCAGUCUACUUGUCAUAACUGUUAUCUACGUCAUGAAAAUGUGCAGCUCUUGUGUGUAUGUGCUGUAGGCCUAAAAUAUUUAAAAGCACUCUGUCCCAUAAGCAUUGCUCAAUAAAACGAUGCAUUGCUCCGCUUGAUUAA
Messenger RNA from Onychostoma macrolepis, 4651 nucleotides. It is a transcript of the gene pip4k2ab, whose product is annotated as phosphatidylinositol-5-phosphate 4-kinase, type II, alpha b. The coding region runs from base 772 to 2097 and encodes 441 amino acids. The transcript has 11 exons. Gene Ontology annotation, biological process: phosphatidylinositol metabolic process. The record is from RefSeq and is a predicted model, not a curated record. Lineage: Eukaryota; Metazoa; Chordata; Actinopteri; Cypriniformes; Cyprinidae. Gene Ontology annotation, molecular function: phosphatidylinositol kinase activity.